AUGUUUUCUUGUUCAAUUCUGAAGUAUAGUUCUAAUCUUACAAAAUUUAAUAUAACGAAAACUAUUUUUACUUCGAGUGUUUACAGACAACAGUCUAACCAAGAUGAAGUAGUUCUUGAAACUAGAGAGAUUACUAAAGAUCGCACCCAAGCAAUUCCAGUGGAAACUAGCAUUCGAUAUUUGAAGAGUGCAGCUUUCGAAAAAACUUACGAAGGACAACCUGUGUGGGUUUUAUAUAGAAGAAAUCACAAAGGAUUGUUUCCUCCAAGAAAGACAAGAAAAACGUGUAUACGAGGUGGUCAAAUAGCUACAGGAAAUCCAUGUCCAAUUUGUAGAGACGAAUAUUUAGUUUUACAUGAACAUAACACAGAUUUAUUGAAACAGUUCAUAUCCAAAGAAACUGGUAGUAUAAUAGGCUAUAACAAAACUGGUUUGUGUCAAAAGAAACAUGAGGAACUAGUAGUUGCUAUUAAACGAGCAUAUGAUAGAGGUUUGCUAACAUAUGACGUACCCUUUAAACUAUAUGAUUAUUCAGAAUAUUCUCCAAAAUCGCAUUAAAGAUGGAAGCUACUUUCGUUAUUGUUGGAGGUGGUAUAGCAGGUGUUAGUUGUGCAGAAACAUUAGCAUUUUUUGAACCAGAUAAAUCUAUUAUUCUUCUUAGUGAAUCAUCACUUAUAAAAACUGUCAUUAAUCUUCAUGCUAUUACUAGAACUUUAACACAAUUUAAUAUUCAAGAAAUGGAAUCUUCAGAGUUUUCAUUGAAACAUCCAAACAUCACAGUUAUUCAUGACACCCUUGUUGAAAUUAAUGAUGGUGAGCAUUAUAUUCUGACAUCUACAAAUAAAACCAUAAAAUAUGAAUAUUUAUGUUUGUGUACAGGCGCCCAACCUAAGCUAAUACCACAAGCCGAAUUAUUUGAAGAAAUAAUUGGUAUAAGGGACACAGAUUCUGUAGAAAUAUUUCUUCAAAAAAUCAACAGAGCUAAAAAAGUGGCUAUUGUUGGUAAUGGAGGUAUUGCUUCAGAGUUAGCCUAUAAAAUUAAAAACACUCAAGUUCAUUGGAUUAUCAAAGAUAAACACAUUUCUGCUACUUUUGUUGAACCUGGAGCAGCUGAAUUCUUCUUAUCUUCACUUAACAAAGAUGUCCAAGAAGAGCAAGUUACCAAAAGAAUGCGGUACCAAGAAGAAUAUUCUCACAGGUCUGGGGCCGCUUUAGGCCCAGAUUGGUAUAAAAAUUUGAUCAUUAAAGGCGCUGGAGAUCUAAACAUUCCCUCAGAAAUUAAAAUACAUUAUGAAACUGAAAUAUCAAAUAUCCAAAGAUCCAAUAACUCUCCUUAUGCUCUAGAAGUUACUUUAUCUAAUGGCGAUAAAUUUACCUGUGAUAUGAUAAUUUCAGCAACCGGUGUCACUGCAAGAAAAUCAUUUGUUUCCAAAAAUGAGCUUGAACUAUCUAAUACAGGAGAAAUAAAAGUGAAUGAGUUUAUGCAGACCAAUCUUCAGAAUGUGUAUGCCGCAGGAGAUGUGUGUUGUGCUAAUUGGAAACUAGCAAAGCAUUGGUUUCAAAUGAAACUAUGGACACAGGCUAGACAGAUGGGUUCUUAUGCUGCAAAAGCUAUGGUAGGCCACUUGAACAAUGAAGAAGUUUUACAAGAUUUCUGUUUCGAGAUGUUCGCACAUUCUACAAAGCUUUUUGGAUACAAAGUUAUCUUGCUAGGUUUAUUUAAUGGGCAAAAAUUGGGAACAAAUUACGAAAUUCUAAUAAGGAUGACCAAAGGUCUUGAAUAUAUAAAGUUUGUGUUAGAGGACAAUAAGUUACAGGGAGCUGUUUUGAUUGGUGAUACUGAUUUGGAAGAGAUGGCCGAGAAUUUAAUAUUGAAUCAGAUUGAUUUGUCACCAUACGGAGACGACAUUUUGAAUCCUGAUAUUGAUAUUGAGGAUUAUUUCGAUUAGUUUUUAAAACAUUGUAAAAUUAACACCUGUAGUAUCUAAUAAAUAUUUAAAUGAAA
Molecule: messenger RNA, 2005 nt
Organism: Diorhabda sublineata
Lineage: Eukaryota; Metazoa; Arthropoda; Insecta; Coleoptera; Chrysomelidae
Gene: mRpS18B
Product: 28S ribosomal protein S18b, mitochondrial
Exons: 1
Coding region: 1-558 (185 amino acids)
Biological process (GO): mitochondrial translation
Cellular component (GO): mitochondrion; ribosome
Molecular function (GO): structural constituent of ribosome
Source: RefSeq, a predicted model, not a curated record